AUGUGCGGGCGCACCGCCUGCUCCCUGGCCGCCGACAACCUCCGCCGGGCCUGCGCCUACCGCGACCGCCGGGGCCGCCGCCGCCAGCCCGACUGGGUUCGGGAGGAGCGGUACCAGCCCUCCUACAACAAGGGCCCGCAGUCCAGCGGCCCCGUGCUGCUCUCCCGCCGCCACCUCCACCAGGAUGCCGACUCCUCGGAGCGGGUCCUCAUGGACAUGCGCUGGGGCCUGGUGCCCUCCUGGUUCAAAAAUGACGACCCCUCCAAACUGCAGUUCAACACCUCCAACUGCCGCAGUGACACCAUGCUGAAAAAGACCUCCUACAAGGGUGCUCUCCUCAAGGGCAAGCGCUGUGUGGUCCUGGCCGAUGGCUUCUACGAGUGGCAGCAGCAGCAGAGUGGGGGGAAGCAGCCGUAUUUCAUUUACUUCCCCCAGACCAAGGACGCCGUGGAUGAGGGGACGGAGGGAGAUGAGGAGUGGAAAGGAUGGAGGUUGCUCACCAUGGCUGGAAUUUUUGACUGCUGGGAGCCACCGUCAGGAGGGGAAAUGCUGUACACUUACACCAUCAUCACUGUGGAUGCCUCCAAGGACGUGAGCUUCAUCCAUCACAGGAUGCCAGCCAUCCUGGACGGGGAUGAAACCAUCAGGAAAUGGCUGGACUUUGCUGAAGUGCCAACCCAAGAAGCUGUUAAACUCAUCCAGCCCACAGAGAACAUUGUUUUCCACCCAGUGUCCACCUUUGUUAACAGCAUCCGCAACAACACGCCCGAGUGUGUUGCACCCAUCGAGCUGGGAGCCAAGAAGGAGGUCAAAGCCACCCCAAGCAACAAAGUGUUGCUGGGCUGGUUAAAAAACUCCCAGGAGGGCUCUCCCCAGAAGAAAGAAAACGAUUUGCCCAAGUGGAAGAGUCAGUUCAUCCACAGCCCUUCGCCUAAGAAAACCAGUGCAGAUAUCCUGCAGCAGUGGCUGGGGAAGCAGGGAGAGCCAGCUGCGAAGAAGCACAAGGCUUAGGCACCAGCUGGGAUGGUUGGCCAUCCUUGAUCCGCUGCUCUAGGUUGUUGUCUCUGUUCUUUGUGUUUUGUUAAAAGUUGGUGUUUGUCUUUAAAGAUUUUGUCUUUGUCUUGUGCUGAUGGGAGUGAAUAUAACCUGCUGGCUUCCCUCCCUGCCAGUCACUCGUGCCAAACACAGAUAAAGCCCUGAGAAGCAUCUCAGUCUGCCAGGGAGGAAUAGCUUCUGCCUCCUGUCAGCGUUCGUAGUUCAGGUCUCCUUCUGUUUGCUUUUCUCUUCCCUUUUUUUGGUAUUAAACCGAUACCUCUUUUCCACUUAAUUCCACACUGAUUCUGUACAAAUUCCUUUCCAAUACUCUCUCCCUCAAAAGAUGGCUGCAGUACAGAGAAACAAGAUGUAAAUAUUAUAAGGAAACUCCAGGCUGGGAAGAUCUGCAAGAGCCAUCCCGCUCUGCACCAGCAUUGCCAAUACAUCCAUGGCUCCUAAACAGGGAGAUGUUUAGGCAGUGCCUGGGAGGAACUGCACUUUGCUUGGCUUUCCCUACGGGCAGUGGGGUGGGACAGUGUGUCUCAGUCACGUUGUUUGUACAGUCAUUUUGUUAAUGGGAUUUGAAGACUUAGAGAGGAUUUCCUUGAUCUGUGGAGGGAUGCACUCUGCCUUGUUCAUAAAGGUCAUUCAUUAAAGCCCAGAUAACCAAAGUGCCAUUACAGAGCAGCAUAGGGCAGCAUGUUUUUGAGGUCAGGGAUUUUGUAAACACAGCCAGAUGUUACAGACCGAAAGCCUUACACGGUGAAAUCCUUGCUGGAAAUCAGUACUUCCUUUGUAUUGGAAACAAUAAAAUGGGCUUCACUGGCUGACUGUG
Messenger RNA from Lepidothrix coronata (blue-crowned manakin), 1870 nucleotides. It is a transcript of the gene HMCES, whose product is annotated as 5-hydroxymethylcytosine (hmC) binding, ES cell-specific. The transcript has 7 exons. NCBI's taxonomy places the organism in Eukaryota, Metazoa, Chordata, Aves, Passeriformes, Pipridae. Gene Ontology annotation, molecular function: single-stranded DNA binding. Gene Ontology annotation, biological process: DNA damage response. Bases 1 to 1011 code for a protein of 336 amino acids. The record is from RefSeq and is a predicted model, not a curated record.